ACAGAAAUUCUGUGUAGUCUAUAUUUCUAUGUAAAAUAUCAAGAGGUGUUUUGCGGAAAAGAAAUUUCCAGAUAUUUUCCACCACAAUGGACAAUGCAGCUAAAGAAAGACUUGAGCAGCUGAUUGAUCGUGCAACAAAUCCAUCAUCUUCGGAAUUGGAGAUUUCUGCGAUGGAUGCCUUCUGUUAUGCCAUCAGGAGUGACCCAUCCCUCUGCACUCUGGCCACAAAGCUUCUGGCUGAGAGGAUACAGUCAUCAAACAAGAAGGAAUCGCUCUAUGCCUUGGAAUUGUUGGAGGAAUCCAUGGCAAGGUGUGGAGAGGAUUUCCGAGCCAAAGUGGGAACUUUUAGGUUCCUCAAUGAGUUGAUAAAGCUCGUCUCGAGGAAAUACAAUGGAGAUUUUACUGAUAAGGAGAUUAAGGAUAAGAUUCUGGAUCUGAUGUUGCUGUGGACGGUGGAUUGGCCGUCGGAGACAAAGAUUCAGGAGUCCUAUGAUAUGCUGCUGAAGCAGGGCAUUAAGCAUGAACCUAUGCAGGGUAUCAAGCCAAAUGUAGCACCAGCAAAACCUCCGCCGAAAGCGAAUAAGCCUCCGGAGGAUCCUAAUACGGUAAAGUUCCAGCAAUUGCUGUGCAGCAAGAAUCCUGCGGAUAUCCAGGCAGCACAACUGAUGAUGGUGAAUAUGGUGAAGGAGGAAGAGAAGAAACUGCGGAGGGUGAAAGAAUUGGCCAGGGGGAAGGCCAAUGUAGAGUUGCUGAAUGACAUGAUUGAUCAAUUCAAUUGUGACGAUACCUCCAUGGACGAUUGGGCGUUGAUCAAUGAGCUCUUUGAGAACUGCAAGGAAGUCCAGCCGACAAUAAUGCUUCUGGCUCAGGAACAGAAUCAAUCUGAGAAGGUUAUGUGUGAUGCUCUGGAUACCAAUGACCGGCUGCACCAAGUUGUGGAGAAAUUCAAUACUUUGGUGCUGAAAAAGGCUCCUGAAGGACUUGUUCGGGAUCAAACAACUGCUGCAGCUUCCAAUUUGGACUCACUGAUUGAGAUUCCAAUGCUGGGAGCCGAAGCGGCCAAAGUCGAGGAGACUUCGUCAAAAGGAUACGAAAUGAACGAACUUAACGACAUUUUCAGUGCAAUUCAGACAGAUUCGGCCCUGGAAAAUCCACCAGUUCUGGACAGUAACAAUAUUCUCAAGCCUUCGCCUGCGAUGGAUAAGUCAGAAGAUCUUUUGCUACUCCCGGACUCUCCCAUAAAACCCUCAAGCCAGGAUCACAAGAAAACCGAACAGAAACCUUCCGGAAUGUUUCCGGAAAGGAAAACCAUUGACAUUGAUAGUCUUGUAAAUGAAAUGUUGAAACCUUCGAGCUCGCCAGCUAAAAUCCCCGAGAAACUUCCGGACAUUCUCGAACAAAUCACAGUAGACAUUGAAAAAUUGCUACCGGACGAAAAGAAAGCUCCACGGAUGGUUCUGGACCAAACAAAAGGCCUGAAGGUGCUGCUCAAUUUCACUCGGACGCAUCCAAAGCCAAAUGUCGCGGUGAUUGUGGCUACAAUUUCCAACCAAUCAACAGAAACCAUCAGCAAUAUUCAUCUGGAAGUGGGUAUUUCCACAACGCCCCCAUCCGUCGCUCGUCUGAAGCUUCUAGAACCCUCUGGAACAUCCCUGGCAGGCGUCAAACCAUUCCGAUCGGCUGUUGAGGACAUCACUCAGGUGAUUCUCAUUGAAAAUCCCUCCCGGGAAGACCUCAGCCUCCUCUGCACUGUUAAAUACAAAGAAUCCUCUGGUCCGGACUUCAACCAGUCAAUUAAAGUGGAUCACCUAUCUCAUCUGUUGGACUAAAAUAGAAAACCAAUUCACUUCUAAGGUAUUUUUAUUGUGUCUCUCUUUUGAGUUUCUCAUGGUGUGACUUAAAAGAACAUCGAGAUGAAGUAUGUAAAAAAAAAAGCGUCUCACUUUGUAUCAUAAAAUCACAUAAAUGAUAAGUUUCCUGCAUGGGAUCCAGCUACUGGACCACUUCGUCCCGGAACGCUAAAGCUGUGAUGGCACGCUGAUGUCCAAUGUACUCCCGGUCAAUUUCUCGCGUACUAAUAUUCCACAGCCUCGCAAUUCCGUCCGACGAGGCUGUGAAGAGGUACUGAGAAUCAGCACUAAAGGCAGCAUCCCAGAUCCAGCGCUUCGUGUCGAUCCGUAAUUCACGGUAGAGCGUAAAGUCGCUGGUAUUCCAAAGUUUAGCCGUGGAGUCGGCAGAAGUCGUCAGCAGAAGGCUGAAAUUUUAGUUCAAAAUUGCAUCUUUAUUUUAUUUUUUUUUUCUUAAUCUCAGCUUCAAUCUUGCUUUAGAUAAAACCUACGGAAGUAUUUUCAAUUUACUUAAUUCAUUUAAAAAUUUUAAAUUAUUCUAUAUCAUUAUGAAUUUAAAGAAAAUUUGAAUAUGCUUAUGUUUUGCUGUCUUAAAUAUUAUACUUUCGCAAUAAAAAGUUCCAUUUAAACAAUAAAAA
Messenger RNA from Phlebotomus papatasi, 2485 nucleotides. RefSeq names its product ADP-ribosylation factor-binding protein GGA1 (gene Gga). Gene Ontology annotation, molecular function: ubiquitin binding; small GTPase binding; phosphatidylinositol binding. The record is from RefSeq and is a predicted model, not a curated record. Lineage: Eukaryota; Metazoa; Arthropoda; Insecta; Diptera; Psychodidae. Gene Ontology annotation, cellular component: trans-Golgi network. The coding region runs from base 87 to 1829 and encodes 580 amino acids. The transcript is spliced from 2 exons. Gene Ontology annotation, biological process: vesicle-mediated transport; intracellular protein transport.